This is a messenger RNA of Microtus oregoni (creeping vole), 1770 nucleotides long. It is a transcript of the gene L1td1, whose product is annotated as LINE1 type transposase domain containing 1. The record is from RefSeq and is a predicted model, not a curated record. Gene Ontology annotation, molecular function: single-stranded RNA binding. Lineage: Eukaryota; Metazoa; Chordata; Mammalia; Rodentia; Cricetidae. The transcript is spliced from 3 exons. Bases 1 to 1770 code for a protein of 589 amino acids. Gene Ontology annotation, cellular component: ribonucleoprotein complex. Gene Ontology annotation, biological process: retrotransposition.
AUGUCGGCUGUGCAAUCGAAAGCGGCCAGGCUUCAAAAGGAGCACAAGGAAAAGUUCUUAGCAGACACGGAGAGGGAAAUGGCCUCCUCCGGGGAUUUAAAGUACAACCACGUAUCGGCAGCCAUGAUGAAGAAGUUUAAUGCUUUAAUGGAAAUGCAAGACAUGAUGUUCGUGGAGAUGAGAGAAAGCCUUAAAAAUGACCUAAAGGAAAUGCUGGUAAAAUAUACGGCACCUGAGGUGAAGAGUUUGGAGGAGAGCGCGCAGCAGGAAGGAAACGAGUCCGCCUCAGAGAAAGUGGAGGGGAGUUCUGAAACAGAUGAGGACGCCGAAAACCUCACGGUGAAAAGCGAGAAGAGCAAGCUGAGCAGGAAGCAGGACAAAAAACAACCCGACAGCAGCCACGAUGUGAAACCGUCACCAGAGAGGAUGGGAGAAGCCCGGCAUCAUGUAGAUGAGGGGUGUAGAGAGAGCAGGGGCCAUGUAGACCUUCUAGAAGGAGAGGACCUGGAGAAUGGGGAGAAAGAAACAAGCCAUGGGAACAAAGAGAGCCUCCUAAAAGCCUCCGGAGAGGGCGGUGCGCCGGAAGAGGGAGCCGUCCUUAGGCUGGCUGCCGACUUCUCAGCCGCCACGCUGGAUGUUAACAAGCGGUGGGGCCGCAUCUUCCGUCUUCUGAAGGAGACAGAGCUGGAACCCGAGCUGCAGUGCUCAGUUAAGCUAGCGUUUAAAUGCGAUGGCGAAGCAAAGACUUUCUCAGACCUUUCCAGCCUCCGACAGUUUGCCAGCAGAAAGCCUUUUCUGAAAGAAUUACUGAAAGAUGUGCUCCCACAAAAUGAAGCAAGAAAUGGAGGAAGAAAUCAGCUUCAAGAAAGAUUGGGUAAAACUCUAGGAGACACAAAGCGUGAAGCUGGGAGAAUAGCAAGCGAUAGCUUGAGCUUCCUCUUCAUCAACGAGGUAAACGUUGCUAGCCCAAACAUGAAGACUUCUGAAGAAGAAACAUUGCAACAGAAGGAUAAAGAAACCCUCGCGUUGGAGAGGCAGGAGGUCUCAAGGCUAGAGGAGGGAAAAGUCCUGGAGGUGGAGGGAGAAGAAGAAAGUUCAGAGGGAGAGGCCUCAGAUACGGAGUAUGAAGAGGGUUCAGAGUUGGGGGAGGAGGAGGAGGAGGAAGAGGACUCAGAGUUGGGGGAGGAAGAACAGACCUCAGGAGAGGAGGAAGAGAGAGAAGAGUACUCAGAGAUAGCGAAGGAGGAAGAGGCCUCUGUGCUCCAUGAAACACGAGGCUCAACCUUCCAGGGCCUUACUGUGGUAGAGGAGUGUGGAGUUGAGAAAAUCACCAGGAGCGGCGAGGAGAUUGGCUUAAUUAGUUUGGUAGUAGAUUCUGAAUCAGAAAAAGAAGGAAAUGUGAAGGAGACCUUCCAUGGCCUGAGAGAACUUGCCUUUAGCUACUUGGUUUGGGACUCUAAGGAAAAAAAGCUGGUCAAGUGCCAGGAGGGAGGAGCAGCUGCCAUGACUAGUCAGGGGAUCGGGACACCCUGCCUAACCUUGUACUUGGCUUCUCUGUCAGAAUCCCUAGAGGCAGGCAGUGACGGCGCUAAAAGCCGCUCAUGUACAAGCUUGAGUGUUCCAUCACAAGUCACUCCACUUUUAAUGAACAUGGAGAAAGGGAGAUACAAGCCCCCGCAAAUAGAAGAGCUAACAGCCAAAGAAGCAGACUUGAUCCAUGAAACUGAAGAAAACUUUAGAAGAAGUGUGAUCGUUCAAUGGAUGACCUGA